Molecule: messenger RNA, 3282 nt
Organism: Mycosarcoma maydis (corn smut)
Lineage: Eukaryota; Fungi; Basidiomycota; Ustilaginomycetes; Ustilaginales
Exons: 1
Coding region: 1-3282 (1093 amino acids)
Molecular function (GO): protein binding
Source: RefSeq, a predicted model, not a curated record
AUGGCAGCCUCAGACCGACUUUCGCAGCAUCACUGCAAGACGCUCUUGGUCCUUUUGAUAGCAGCUUGUUUACUAUCCGUGGUGAGAACGGCGCACCAAGAGCAGGCACCCUUCUAUGAACCAUACCCUUCCAAAGCAGCGACAAACUUUACGCCGCAAGAAGCAUACGAAGAGGCUCUUCACCUGCUUCGUACCACGAUCAAGACCAAGUCUCCUCGCACCAAAGGCAGCAAAUUCAAACCCAGCACCUCCGAAACGCCCUCUUCGCAGCAAAAGGAUGGCACGACUCCAUUGAAAGCAUCGAAAGGUGCGAAUCUCUUCCACGCUGUUCGCGCAUUGCGUCGCGGGUUGCACAACGCUUUCGAUGCCGCUCACGAAGCCGCUUCGUCAGAUGCAGCAAUCGGCGCCAAGGUCAGAAGCGUGGGCUUGUCAAGCAGCGCUAGCGCUCAUCAAUGGCAGGGUCCACCGAUUGGCGCUUCUCGUUACGAAUCGCAGUGGCCCAGUGCCGCCCCCUUACCGUUGUGGCCAGACUGGGAGAGCUUGCCAGACGGAGCGACUCCGGUCAAUCCUACGGAUAGCAUAUGGGAGAGUGUCAUGUUUGGGCCAUUCAAUACCGAGAGCCAGGCGUCACUCGACAUCACCUUGUCAUCUGCCGAAGAGAAUAGCCCAGACGAGGACACAAGUGUCAGAGACCAGGCAAUCUCGCUGCUCACCAGGGCAGGCUGGGGCCGCGAAUCAGUCAACUGGAAUUACGAAGCGUACUCCUCGGCAGCCCGCAACGGCUCGAGUCUUCUUCGAGACAGCUUUGAUGGAACGUUCACUACGAGCACUUCUGGAACUGACCGCUCAUCGGCACUGUCAGAUGCCUUGUGGGUGCUAGGAGAACACUCGUUGUGGGGCACACAUGGAAGUCGACCCAAUCUCGCGCGCGCUCGUGCAUGUUAUCAACGCCUCGCUGAUCUCGGCCACGAUCAGUUCGGAAAGUCGAUGGCCGGUAAUGCCAGUGCACAUGCUCGGCUAGCCUUUCUCGAAGGCAGCGGCUGGGAGUCAACCAUCCGAGGAGACUGGAAACCCCUUUCAAAUGAGAUCAGCACUUGGCCCUCUUUCACCGCUUCGCCAACAUUUGACCAUGUGCGCUCGGCAUGGGGAAACAGACGCCAGCUCUUUGCACAGCUCAAGAGCGACGAUGGACAACGGCAAGCCAAAGCGAUUCUACACUAUACCAUCGCUGCCAAUGCUGGUCAUGCUCCAUCGCAGAUGGCGCUCGGAUUUCGUUACAAAGCAGGGAUUGGCGUAGCGCCUUCCUGCUGGAACGCCCUCGAGCUCUAUGAAAAGGCUGCCGAAGACGCGUACAGACGUUUUCAGGCAGGUCCGCCAGGUGGACUUACACUGCCGUAUACAAAGAUCCGUAUUUCGGAUCUGGACGGUGGGGCUUACGGACCUGGCGCAUCCGUAGCUUCGACCGGUUAUGCAGUCUUUAAACCUGCAGUACAGGCCGCGCUCAAUCGCCAGCCUGGAUCUGCCCGCGAUCCCUCCGCGCUUGAAGACCUGCUAGAGUAUCACAUUUAUCUGGCCGAGCACGGCGAUGUGAGGAGCUCGCUUUUCAUGGCCCAAGUCUACUACCACGGCAGCAUCUAUUCGUCGGGCGAGGCUGCAGGUGCGGUGCGUCGCGACUACCGUCGUUCCUUGACAUGGCUUAUGCGAGUUGCCAAGGAGGUGUGGCCUCGCAAAGCAGGCUCAGUGGGUCGCGGCGGGCCGACUGGCUACACAGCCAAACAGGGAGACCAGGGCGAAGAUGUGCAACUCAAGGUGGAAGACAGCUUGCUAGCACACGCCGGCUCUGCGGCUGGCAUGAUCGGACGAAUGUACUUGAGAGGCGAAGGCGUUCAGCAAGACUUUGUUCGAGCCUGGGUUUGGUUCUCCCGCGGCAAGGAUACCGGCGAUGCCGAGUCGUACAACGGCCUCGGUAUGAUGCUGCGUGACGGCCUUGGAGUAACUGUCGACAUUGGUUCCGCCACGAGCUACUUUGAGGCCGCAGCCAAGGUGCGACAUAGUGGUGCCAACAUCAAUCUGGCCAAGAUUCACAUGGAGAUGGGCGACCUUGACAGUGCAGGCAAAUGCCUGACCAUUGCCUCGUUGGGUGAUGGUCGCUUCGAGGCAGUUUACUUGUUGGCCAAGGUCAACGCUCAAUUAGCACGCAAGGAGCAAUCAGGCGACAUUUGCCGCAAAGCGCUUUCCGGAUUCAAGCAUACGGCAGAGCAUGGUGAUUGGUCCACGCGCAUCUCGCACAAAGCUGAACAUGCUUGGCGGCGCGGCCAACGACAAAAGGCACUGCUCGGAUGGGCGCUGGCGGGCGAGCUGGGCUACGAAUCGGCUCAGAACAACGUCGCCUACCUGCUUGAUCGAGCCAAUUCUCGAAUUCGCAUACUGGAUGUGUCGAACGAUGGCCAACAGCAGGCCAACUUCACCGACCGCCUCGCGCUGGUGCACUGGACACGAUCGGCGGCGCAAAGCAAUGUGGAUGCGAUGGUCAAGAUGGGCGACUAUUACUUCCACGGUAUUGGUACAGGCAACCCAGGCCAGCCAGCAUAUGAAAAGGCGGCAGCUUGUUAUUCGGCCGCUGCCGACAAGGGCGUCUCGGCUCUGGCGUACUGGAACCUGGGCUGGAUGUAUGAGAACGGUAUCGGCGUCGCCAGACAAGACUUUCACCUUGCUAAACGUUACUACGACACGGCGGUGGAGACCAAUGUCGAAGCGUAUCUGCCUGUAACGUUGAGCUUAAUCAAACUGCACAUUCGUGCCGCAUGGGCUGCUAUCUUUCGAUCCGAGUCCAGCCAAAGCGCCAUCUCACUACUCUCGUCGUACGCAACUUCCGAUACAGGCAAUGUCGCCUAUACGGAAGCGGAAGAGCAAGCAGCCGCGAAGCGCAAACAGGCUGAGGAGAAGCAGCAGAGAAUAGCGGAAGACCAGGGUGGCGGCUACGGCGAUCCAAAUGAGCCAGAGACGUGGGCAGCGAGGCAGGACGAGACCGACGAGGAUCUGGACGACAUGAUCGAGUCGGGUCUGCUGAUCUUGGCCCUCGGUGGACUGGCAUAUUUGGCGUAUGUCAGACAGAACGUGCAGCUACAACUCAGAAGAGAGAGACGACAACAGGGCCAGACACCUCAGCAACAGCAGGAAGACGAUCAGCCGCAACGACAAGCGGCUGCACAUCAGCCGAAUCCGUGGGCUCCGUUGGGAAAUGAACCGAAUGCUGCUGCUAACUUCCUUGCUGGGCUAUAG